GCAAGCGGGCGGGCGCGGGGCUGGGCCGAGGCGGGCGGCGGCGGUGGGCCGGCCGGAGGGGGAGGAGCGGGCGCUGUGUGAGCAAGGCGGGCGGAGGAUGAGGCCGUGCCCGGGCUCUGGCUGCAGCCGCCCAGGGACACGCCGUGCACCCUCGGGCUCGGGGCUCUGGCGUCGGCGGCUGUGGCAGCGUUAGCUGCGAGCGAGUGAGCGAGUGAGCGAGCGGCAUCUCCCAGCGCUUCUUCCUCAGGCGGGGCGACGCGAAGAAGAGGCAGCGGCGGCGGCGGCACCACACCGGUGUAUCUCGGUUUGGAGACUGCUCUUUGCUUUCCUCAUUGACUGACUCACCCCCCUCCUUUAUAAUUUUUUUUUUGGAGGAAGGGUGACCUCUGGAACUGGGGGUUGGGGGGAAACCUACAAUUUGUGUGUGUGUGUGCGUGCGUGCAUGUGUAUGUGAGGAGGGGGUCGGUGGCACGCGCCAGGCUUUGCAAUUCUUCUCUUCUUUCAUCUUUUUCUCCUCCUCCCCACCUCGAAGACCGAAAAAAAAGGGCAAGGAAAAAAUCCCACAACUGCUCUAGCGUCCUCCUCCUUCCCUUCCUCCUUUCCCCCGGCAACCUCUAUCUCCGCUCGUGAUUGCCUGGUUAUGCUCCCCUCUCUGGGGGGUCUCGCCCCUGUCUGCUCGCUCCCCAGCCCUGGCUUCCCUUGGAUACAUUUCUUAAAAAAAGAAUUGGGAGCCCGGGAGUGAGUUUUUCUGCGAGGCGUGUGUGUGAGAGGAGGAGGUGUGGGGUGUUUUCCUGCACGAGGGGGCGGGUGAAGUUCAUUGCCACCCACCCCUCACUUCACCGUGACCUUUUCGGACCUCGGGGUUUCUUUCUUUUUUUAAAUUGGGGGUAGGGGUCUCUAGAGAAAGCGAGAAGCAAGGCGAUUUCGGUGGUGGGGAGAGAGCAUGGCCGCGGGGAGGGCUUCCCCAGUCUCUUGAUCAAAGCAUUCCGCUAUUCUGAUUUAUUGCCUGCUUGGUGAGUUAUUUUUUUCCCCCCUUUCCUCUGUAAAGGAGACCUGUGUGUUCAGCCAUUACUUUGCUCGGCUCUGUUCGCAGGCAUCUCCGACCCUCGGUGCAGAGGGGAGCCCCACACUUCGCCCUCUCGCUUCCCAGUCCCUCCCUCCCCGUCUCCCCGCCCCUUCCCCCUUUUUUUCUUUCUUUUUUCCCCCUGCCCUCCCUUCUUCUUCUUCUUCAGCUUUUUUUUUUUUUUUAUUCUCCCAGCCUCCUUCCCCGCGCCCUUCCUCGCGGCUGGAGGGAAAAGCCCGUGCAGGAGGAGGAAGGGCUCGGUGUCAAUUUUUUUCUUCUUGGUGUGUGUGUGUGUGUGUGUGUGUGUGUGUGUGUGGCCGCGGCCCGAGCCUGUGGCGCGCGGGUAGGCAAACGGGGAAGAUCCCCGGCGCGAUUAAAAGAACCAUGGAUGGCCCGACGCGGGGACAUGGACUCCGGAAAAAGCGGAGGUCGCGAUCACAGCGAGACCGGGAGAGACGCUCCCGGGCCGGGUUAGGAACCGGUGCGGCGGGCGGUGGAGGAACCGGCCGGACCCGGGCUCCCUCGCUGGCUUCAUCGUCGGGCUCCGACAAGGAAGACAAUGGAAAGCCCCCAUCCUCCGCCCCGUCCCGGCCCAGACCCCCGCGGAGGAAGCGCAGAGAGUCCACCUCAGCCGAAGAGGACAUCAUUGAUGGAUUUGCCAUGACCAGCUUUGUUACUUUUGAAGCGCUGGAGAAAGAUGUAGCAGUUAAGCCUCAGGAAAGAGUGGAGAAACGGCAGACUCCUCUGACCAAGAAGAAACGAGAAGCUCUUACCAAUGGUUUGUCUUUUCACUCCAAGAAGAGCCGGCUCAGCCACUCACAUCACUACAGCUCAGAUCGAGAAAAUGACCGCAACCUCUGCCAGCACCUUGGGAAGAGAAAGAAGUUGCCAAAGGGACUCAGACAGCUCAAGCCAGGACAGAACAGCUGCAGGGACAGUGACAGCGAAAGCGCUAGCGGAGAAUCCAAGGGUUUCCACCGGAGCAGCUCUCGUGAGAGGCUCAGCGAUAGUUCAGCUCCUUCCAGCUUGGGAACAGGCUACUUCUGCGACAGUGACAGCGACCAGGAAGAGAAGGCAUCAGAUGCUAGCUCCGAAAAACUCUUUAACACUGUUCUUAUAAACAAAGAUCCAGAGUUAGGUGUUGGACCACUGCCCGAACACGACAACCAAGAUGCAGGGCCAAUUGUCCCCAAGAUCUCGGGUCUAGAGAGAAGCCAGGAGAAGAGCCAGGACUGUUGCAAAGAGCCCGUCUUUGAACCCGUGGUGCUCAAAGACUCUCACCCUCAGCUCCCCCAGCUACCGUCGCAGCCUCAGGCGGAACUCCAGCUCCAGAUUCCAUCUCCAGACCCCGACUUGGUCCAGCACACGGAGGCUCCGCCCCAGUUUCCUCCUCCAAGUACACAGCCAGCCCAAGGCCCCCCAGAAGCCCAGCUGCAGCCUGCCCCACAGCCUCAGGUGCAGCGGCCGCCCAGGCCGCAGUCCCCCAGCCAUCUGCUCCCGCAGGCUCUUCCGCCUGUGCAGUCCCAUCCCUCUUCCCAGAACCUCUCCCAGAGCCUCUCUCAGCCACUGUCGGCCUACAACAGCAGUAGCCUGAGCCUCAACAGCUUAAGCAGAAGCAGUACUCCAGCCAAGACCCAACCAGCCCCUCCUCACAUCUCCCACCAUCCCUCGGCUUCUCCCUUUCCCCUCUCUCUGCCCAACCACAGCCCCCUGCACAGCUUCACGCCCACCCUCCAGCCCCCUGCCCACUCACAUCACCCCAAUAUGUUUGCCCCUCCCACUGCCCUGCCUCCUCCCCCACCGCUGACGUCUGGAAGUCUGCAGGUGCCCGGGCAUCCCGCAGGGAGCACUUACUCAGAACAAGACAUCUUGAGGCAGGAACUGAACACGCGUUUCCUGGCCUCUCAGAGCGCCGACCGAGGGGCAUCCCUGGGCCCUCCGCCCUACCUGCGGACCGAGUUCCAUCAGCACCAGCAUCAGCACCAGCACACGCACCAGCACACGCACCAGCAUACCUUCACACCGUUCCCCCACGCCAUCCCACCCACCGCCAUCAUGCCGACGCCAGCACCUCCCAUGGUGCGUACCCCAGGCAGAAAUUUUGACAAAUACCCCACCAAAGUUGACCCAUUCUACCGGCAUAGUCUCUUCCACUCCUAUCCUCCUGCAGUCUCGGGUAUACCCCCCAUGAUCCCACCCACGGGCCCUUUUGGUUCACUGCAAGGAGCGUUCCAGCCGAAGACAUCCAACCCUAUCGAUGUGGCUGCUCGACCUGGAACAGUCCCCCACACUCUACUCCAAAAGGACCCAAGGUUGACAGAUCCUUUCAGACCUAUGUUAAGGAAACCAGGAAAGUGGUGCGCCAUGCACGUACACAUUGCCUGGCAGAUUUACCACCACCAGCAGAAGGUCAAGAAACAGUUGCAGUCGGACCCACACAAGCUGGACUUCGGGCUGAAGCCUGAGUUCCUGAGCCGUCCUCCAGGCCCCAGUCUCUUCGGGGCCAUCCAUCAUCCCCAUGAUCUGGCACGACCUUCGACUUUGUUCUCCGCCGCUGGUGCUACACAUCCUACCGGGACCCCUUUUGGGCCGCCACCUCAUCACAGUAACUUUCUCAACCCUGCCGCUCACCUAGAGCCUUUUAACCGGCCGUCUACAUUCACGGGCCUUGCCGCAGUCGGCGGCAAUGCCUUCGGUGGACUUGGAAACCCUUCAGUUACACCCAACUCAGUGUUCGGCCACAAGGAUAGCCCCAGUGUGCAGAACUUUAGCAAUCCUCACGAGCCCUGGAACCGGCUGCACCGAACGCCUCCAUCGUUCCCGACCCCUCCGCCCUGGCUGAAGCCAGGGGAGUUGGAGCGCAGUGCGUCCGCUGCAGCCCAUGACAGAGAUAGAGAUGUAGAUAAACGAGACUCCUCCGUUAGUAAAGAUGACAAGGAAAGGGAAAGCGUUGAGAAAAGACACCCCAGCCAUCCUUCCCCAGCACCUCCCGUCCCGGUGAGCGCCCUGGGCCAUAACCGCAGCUCUACCGAUCCGACGACCAGGGGUCAUUUGAAUACUGAGGCUCGUGAGAAAGAUAAACCAAAAGAGAGGGAGAGAGACCACUCGGGAUCCCGAAAGGACCUGACCACCGAAGAGCACAAAGCCAAGGAAGGCCACCUGCCCGAGAGAGACGGGCAUAGCCACGAGGGACGUGUAGCGGGCGAGGAACCCAAGCAACUGUCCCGGGUGCCAUCACCCUAUGUGAGGACCCCAGGUGUAGAUAGCACGAGGCCUAACAGCACCUCCAGCCGGGAGGCCGAGCCACGCAAGGGUGAGCCGGCCUAUGAGAACCCCAAGAAGAGCGCCGAGGUCAAGGUCAAAGAGGAACGCAAGGAAGACCACGACCUACCUACAGAGGGCCCACAGGCCCACAGGACCUCAGAGGCACCUCCACCCAGCUCCUCAGCCAGUGCUAGCGUGCACCCAGGGCCUCUGGCAUCCAUGCCCAUGACCGUGGGAGUGACCGGUAUUCAUGCCAUGAACAGUAUCGGUAGUCUGGACAGGACACGCAUGAUGACCCCGUUUAUGGGCCUCAGCCCAAUCCCAGGGGGAGAGCGCUUCCCAUACCCCUCUUUCCACUGGGACCCCAUGAGGGACCCCUUGAGAGAUCCUUACCGUGACUUGGACAUGCACCGAAGGGACCCUCUGGGCAGGGACUUCCUGCUCAGGAAUGACCCCCUGCACCGGCUCUCCACACCCCGGUUGUAUGAAGCCGACCGCUCCUUCAGGGACAGGGAGCCUCAUGAUUAUAGCCACCAUCACCACCACCACCACCACCCGCUAGCUGUGGACCCUCGACGGGAACAUGAACGGGGCGGACACCUAGAUGAGCGCGAGCGGCUGCACGUGCUUCGGGAGGACUACGAGCACCCACGGUUGCACCCUGUGCACCCCGCUUCUCUGGAUGGACACCUCCCACACCCGAGCCUGCUCACGCCAGGCCUGCCCAGUAUGCACUACCCUCGCAUCAGCCCUACUGCGGGCCACCAGAAUGGACUGCUCAACAAGACCCCGCCCACCGCGGCACUCAGCGCCCCACCUCCGCUCAUUUCCACACUGGGGGGCCGCCCAGGAUCCCCCCGGAGGACUACGCCUCUGUCGGCUGAAAUCCGAGAAAGGCCACCGUCCCACACACUGAAGGACAUCGAAGCUCGAUAAGUCAGGAGGACGAGGCAGACCUCAGAGUUGGGGAAAAAACCCCAGGGACACCCCCCAAGACUCAAAAGACAACUCCUGCACCCCCAGAAUUGAGAGGUGCAGAGCUCCAACUCUUCCCCUUGGAAAAAAAAUGGACAGAGACUCCGUUUGGGUGUUGAAAUGUUUUGUAUAUUAAUGUUGGGAUUUUUCAGACCUUUUAGCCAGUCCUGUUUGUCCUUACAUCUCCUUACUUUUUUUUUAAUUUUGUUGUUCUUUGCAUCAAAUUUUGAUUUGAACCAAAACGGUGAAGGUAAUGACACACAAGGAUCUGAUGCUAUGGGGGUGAGGGGCACCCGUCCAUCACCCAGAGCUGUCCCAGAGGAGGAGGCGUGUACAUAGAGUGUAAAAAGAGAUUGCUUCAUGAGCUGACGGUUCAUAUAUGCAAAAGAUAAAGACGAAAGCUUUACUUGUACAGAUGUAAAUAGGUAAAGAUUAAGUAACAUAAUACAUUAAUACUUCUUCAAAUGUGCUAUUUACAAGUCUAAUAUCCGUGAACUCGGCCCUCCAAGGAGGCCCUGUUCCCAUCUGCUAAACCCUUCAACUAUGCAAUGAACACGAGGGCUUUCCCCCAAAGCCCAUAAAUCUCAAAGGAGCCUUUUCAAAUCCAUUUACAACAUAUUUAAGGUCAUAUUUUCCCUGAACAAGCGCUUACCUGAGAUGUUAUACAACUGUUUCCCCCCUCCCCCCCCCCCCGUUUGUUUUUCUGUUUUUCAGA
Microtus oregoni (creeping vole) is the source of this 6017-nucleotide messenger RNA. RefSeq names its product activator of transcription and developmental regulator AUTS2 (gene Auts2). The coding region runs from base 1448 to 5263 and encodes 1271 amino acids. The record is from RefSeq and is a predicted model, not a curated record. Lineage: Eukaryota; Metazoa; Chordata; Mammalia; Rodentia; Cricetidae. The transcript has 19 exons.